AGUUGGCUGGUGGUAAAUGCUCCAAGCUGAUAGGCAGUAGCGAAGAAUGCAAUAUGACCUGUCGGCAACGCUUUUUGCUGCGAUUUGCCACACCCUAAAAAGGUUAGAUAGAUUAGUCAGCCUACGAGCUGUUGGAAUGUUCCAGGCAACCUGUAGAGUUUUAUUAAGAUAUUGAUCAGAACCUCCACGAGGUUUCUGAUUAGCCGUUUUUAACCCUCUAUCUAAGGCUACGAGCUACAAAAGUGCUAUUCCCUUACUCCUAUGCAGAAGUCAAUUAUAAGCUUACCGAUAAUUAGAUACAUCCAGCUUUUGUAACGCCUAUUUGCACCGUACGCCUUCUUAGCGAAGGCAGAAAGCCCUUAAGAUGACAAGUAAUACUACUCUCCCAAACCGCUCUGCAUGUGAUGUUGUUGGACCUUCUGCCGACAACUCAAGCUCGGGUUUUCCGAAUCUCGAUAUCCUCGUCGUUGAGGAUAACCCGAUAAACAGGAAAGUCCUGGGAGCUUAUUUACGUAAAAUCAACUGCCCCAGCGUUCAACUCGUAGAGAAUGGUUCAUUGGCUGUUCAAGCAGUGGAGGAACGUAUGAAAAGCUUUGAUGUUAUCUUUAUGGGUCUUUUCAUGCCUGUUAUGGACGGCUUCACCGCGACACGCAAUAUUCGUCGCAUCGAAAUCGAACGACGUGUCACUCAAUCAACGCCUCAUCCCGUCAGUUCGGCCUAUAUAGUUGCACUUAGUAGGCUUUUGCGCGACGAUUGCAAAGAAAAUGCUUUCGCCGCUGGCGUGAACGAAUAUCUUUACCAGCCUGUGCAGUUCAGGGAAGUAAAAACAGUACUAGAGCAGCGGGAACGGAAGACUCCAUCAAAUGAUCAAAGCGACCUGUCGUAG
Messenger RNA from Periconia digitata, 886 nucleotides. The record is from the annotation of a GenBank genome assembly. NCBI's taxonomy places the organism in Eukaryota, Fungi, Ascomycota, Dothideomycetes, Pleosporales, Periconiaceae.